CCUCCUGCCUCUUUCUCCCUCGCGUCUCUCCCUACGCCCUAGUCUCUCUUUACCUCACCCACGCCGGGUGUAGGAGCCUCUUGACACGUCAGCGGCAGCCAUCGUCGGCGUAGCACGCACGAAACCCUAGCACCAUGGGCGAGCGCCUCACAUACCGCCGCAGGCACCCCUAUGCCACGCGCUCCAACCUCCGCCGCACCGUCCGCACCCCAGGAGGCAAGCUCGUCGUUCAAUACAUCGCCAAGAGAGCCAAUGGCGUCAAGUGCGGCAAGUGCCCGCGCAUCCUGCCUGGUGUCCCCGCGCUCCCCGCGCACAAGCUCACGCGCAACCUGAUGUCGCGCAAGCAGAAGAGCGUCACGCGCAUCUACGGCGGCGCCAUCUGCGGGAAAUGCGUUCGCGAGAGAAUCAUCCGCGCGUUCCUGGUGGAGGAGCAGAAGAUCGUGAAGAAGGUGCUCAAGCUGCAGAAGUCCAAGGAGAAGAUCGCCUCCAAGGUCCCUGCCUAAAAUGAUGCAGAAAAGGCUACCAGGGACACGUUGAAAUGCACCGCCUUAGGCCAGGAUUGUGGUUUGUUGAUGUGGCAGUGUCUGUCUGUUGUCCCUUGGAUGUAUGGUUAGUUACUAAAGCUCACUCCACCAAGCUCUUUCCUGUGCUGCCCGCACUAGAUUACCGGCUCUAGCCUGUGCAAGUUGGAUUUUCAUGCAACUAUGGUAAUCUGAGGUGCACCAUCUGUUAACUUCUGUUCAUGGUAUGUUGUUAUAGGCUAGAUAGGUGCAUGCUCAUAGAGAGUACAUGUUAGAAUGAUAGUAUGAUGCAGAAUGAGAGUACAUGAGAAUGUAGGC
Molecule: messenger RNA, 839 nt
Organism: Closterium sp. NIES-67
Lineage: Eukaryota; Viridiplantae; Streptophyta; Zygnematophyceae; Desmidiales; Closteriaceae
Source: the annotation of a GenBank genome assembly